Molecule: messenger RNA, 4438 nt
Organism: Xiphophorus maculatus (southern platyfish)
Lineage: Eukaryota; Metazoa; Chordata; Actinopteri; Cyprinodontiformes; Poeciliidae
Gene: zbtb41
Product: zinc finger and BTB domain containing 41
Exons: 10
Coding region: 1-2727 (908 amino acids)
Biological process (GO): regulation of transcription by RNA polymerase II
Cellular component (GO): nucleus
Molecular function (GO): DNA-binding transcription factor activity, RNA polymerase II-specific; RNA polymerase II cis-regulatory region sequence-specific DNA binding; protein binding
Source: RefSeq, a predicted model, not a curated record
AUGAAGAGAAAGCCAAACAGUAUGGUUCUUCCGAAGCGUGGGAGGCUGGUGACAAACUCAUCCGCUGCAGAGGAGUGCAGUAUCCCAUCGAACUCCAAAACCGUCCAGGAUUCGUCCCUUCCUCUCAGACGCCUCACCAUGUCACAGCACAGUGACAACCUCCUUGCGUUUCUGAACGAGGACCGGACCCGGCAGAGGUUCUGCGAUGUGUCCGUGUUGGUGGGUGGGACGGUUUAUAGAGCCCACAAAGCCGUCCUGGCCCACGGGAGCAGCUACUUUCAUGCAGAGCUCUCCAAGAACUCGGGCACAAUGACUCACGUCACUCUGGACCACGUGGAGGAUUCAGUUUUCCAGCAUCUGCUCGGCUUCCUGUACACAUCAGAGUGUGUCGUUGCAGAGACAGACCUCCCAGCUCUAGCUGACGCAGCCAGGUUCUUGGAUAUGAUGGACGUAUUAAAGCUCUUGUGUGAGGACGGUAAAGCUACCUCCUCCCAGGGAGAGACGAGGGAAACUGAGUUAGAAAUUCCCUCCUGUGACGCUGCUGGGGCGGACACAGAGGUCCAGAGCACCCUAACCAGCAAAAUCUCCCCGCAGCACAGUGUUGCUGAAAGUACUAAUCCAGCUUCAGGUAGGGAGGUGAAGACAUGUCCGAAAAGUGCUACCACGCGGAGAUCAGCUUGUACAAGAAAAACACCCUCUAAACAUAAGAAAGACAAUGGAAAUCACUGUAUCAGCAAUCCUACGGAGCAACAAAGAGUUGAAUCACCAGGGAGACCAGAUGAACACAAAGUGGACGGUGUUUUGGAGGUUAAUCGGGAUGUGAGAGAGACCCCCAAACCAUCUCAGGGCGAUGACGUGAUGGAGGAGGACACGGAGGAGGACCAGCAAGAUGUUGACAUGGGUGCUGUUUCACAAAAGAACAUUUGUGAGGCUUCUGGAAAUGACAGGAUGGCUUUAGAAGAAGGUUCACACACUGACAGAAUGGAGGCCCCAUCCGGGCAAGAUCGGGAAGUUUACAUGCCUCCAGCAGCGAGCACUAACCAAAGUCCAGAGUAUCCCGAGGGUCUGGCUCCAGUUAUCAUCCAAACAUCCAGCAAAAAGACUCUCAAGUGUCCCAAAUGUGAGAAGACUUUUGAUCGUGCAGGGAAAUACGAAAGUCACACCAGAGUCCACACGGGAGAGAAGCCCUUCCAGUGUGACAUAUGCCUCCAGUGCUACUCCACCAAGUCCAACCUGACGGUGCACAAGAAGAAGCACGCAGGCGAUGCUCCUAUUCCAAAGAAGGAGCACAAGUGUCCCUUCUGCAACAAACUCCAUGCCAGCAAGAAAACUCUGGCCAAGCACGUCAGAAGGUUUCAUCCCGAUCACACGCAGGAGUUUUUUGCUGCGAGGAAAAAGAAGAGCGAAGGCUGGAAAUGUGCAAUUUGUUCGAAGACAUUCAGCCGCAGGCCUCACCUGCAGGAGCACAUGAUCCUGCACACCCAGGACCGGCCCUUCAAAUGCUCGUUCUGUGACGAGUACUUCAAGUCCAGGUUUGCAAGGCUGAAGCACCAAGAGAAAUAUCACUUGGGUCCGUUUCCCUGCGAGAUCUGUGGACGUCAGUUCAACGACACCGGAAACAAGAAGAGGCACAUAGAGUGCACACAUGGAGGCAAAAGAAAGUGGACCUGCUAUGUUUGUGGGAAAUCAGUGAGGGAAAGGACGACGUUAAGGGAACACUUGCGUAUUCACAGCGGAGAGAAACCUCAUCUCUGCAGCAUUUGUGGGCAAAGUUUCCGUCACAGCAGCUCCUACAGGCUUCACCUCAGAGUCCACCAUGACGACAAGCGCUACGAGUGUGACCAAUGUGGGAAAACCUUCAUACGCCACGAUCACCUGACCAAGCAUCAGAAAAUACACUCUGGUGAGAAAGCACACCAGUGUGAAGAAUGUGGGAAGUGCUUCAGGCGCCACGAUCAUCUAACAGUGCACUAUAAAAGCGUUCAUUUGGGAGAGAAAGUUUGGCAGAAAUAUAAAACUGCUGUGCAUCAGUGUGAGAUUUGCAAGAAAGAGUUUAAAGGAAAGUCCAGUUUGGAGAUGCACUUCAGGACUCACUCAGGCGAGAAACCCCACAGAUGCCCUGAGUGCCAUCAGACCUUUCGAAUCAAGAAGACCUUAACGAAGCACAUGGUGAUUCACUCAGAUGCCCGUCCCUUUAACUGUCCACACUGCAGCGCCACCUUCAAGAGAAAAGACAAGCUGAAGUACCAUGUGGACCACGUGCACAGCGCCAGGUUCACCGAGCCGCCCCCCAGUCAGGACAAAGCCGCCUCUACUCCUUUUCAGGAAACCCCAAAGACGUACCACUCUGACCCCAAGUCGGCCCCGCGAAGCGCCUCCAACCCGGCCGCCGUCUGCAUCCCCGUCACUUUAGUCCCUGUUCCCAUGGCAGCAGGAGGUCUGGGAGACCUUCACCCCCACCGGUCCACCUCUCUCGCGUCCCAGACCCACAGCGUGGUAAACGUUCAGGCUCAGGGCCAGCAGCAGAACCCCGGCUACCAGGCAGCGACAGAUCUGGCUUUCUUAGAGAAGUACACCCUGACCCCUCAGCCGGCCAACAUCGUCCAUCCCGUAAGGCCCGAUCAGAUGCUGGACCCUCGAGAGCAGUCGUACCUGGGGACGCUGCUGGGCCUGGACUCGGCUUCCUCUGUUCAAACCAUCUCCAACUCUGAUCACACUCACCGAUGAAUGAAUCCGGUGGAAAAUGUGCAGAUUUAGGACAAAAACCAUGUGAACAGCACCCGACCCGGUUUGAUUCAAAAGUAACGCCCGAAGAGAGACGUUAACACAUUGACUUAUUUAUUACUAUUUCUAUCUAAUCUUUUAUAUAAUUUAUAUCGGCAUAAUAAUGUUUAACAGAUUGGAAGAUUUCAUUUGAUGACAUUUAAAACUUAAGUGCUUUUAGCAGCUAAGCUGUUGAGGAAUGAACUUUGUCCUGUUAAACAAAUGGUACGUUUUCAUUUCCUGGUUGGGUGAUUCAUUUAUCCUCUUAAAACUAGCUGAACAAAACAGCCGGUCUUUACAAAUAAUGAAACUUUUUAAUUUGCAUCACGAACAAUCAAAGCAAACAGGCAAUUCUGUCAUUUUAAUCCAUAGAACAUUUUCUUUUUAGUUUUUUAUCAAUUUUCUUUUCUUUUUUUAAAAAAAUGAAAAGAAAGCCAUUAAGGUAAACAUUGAUAGAGCUUUGGAACUGACGUCACUGCGUGUGAUGUUUACGUCGCUGGGCGCCAUCUUGUAUGGCCACGUACCAAAACAAACUUUUCCUGGCGUUUUCAUUGUGCUACCUAUUCAGUGAAGUUGUUUUCAAGUUGCAUAUUGAAUAUUCGGAGUAAGGAGCAUUUAGCUCAAGGUUGAUCCGAUUUAGGAACACUGAUUCCGGCCAACUGUUCUCUAUCACUCCCUCCUCAAGCUCUCGGAGGUUCACAUUGGGACUGUAAAUUUCCGAACCAAACACUCCUGUAAAUAAAUGCCUUGUGACCAACUGAUACAAAAAAGUGGUAAUUCAUGCUAUAACAAGAGGCACACUAUCUUCUAUUAAAAUUUUAAGCGACAGACUGGCGACCUGUCCAGGUGACCCCGCCUCUAGUCAGGAAUGUUAACUGAGAGGCAGCAGCAUCUCCUGACCCCUCUAGGGACAGGGGUGUAAGAAAAUGGAUGGAUAAAUCAUUUUAAUAUUAAAUAUGUUUUCUUCAAUAGCUUGCCCCAUUAACUCAAAAUCAGUGUGAAAUUAUUCUACUAGACUGUAUAGAUCAUGUUUAUUACAUUUUGACCCCUUUUUUUAUUUAACUAAUUUUAUACUUUAAAAAUAUUUUUUUAAAAUGUUCAUAAAAUGUGUUACAUCAGAUGAUCAUCGCAUUUGUUACCUGUAAUGUUCGAUUACAUAAAAUUCAGACAGGAUCUAUUUCAUUACAUGUUCACUUCUUACCUGAAAUAUGUUUAAUACAACAAAUAUUUCCUUAAAGUGUGAUUUAUUUCAUAACAUUUACUCGUCACCUUUAUUGUUUACUCUGAAGUGUUUAAUUACACAUUAAAUGUUUAAAGACGGGCUCUUUCUUCUGGUUUGCUUGUUACAUUAAAUGUUUACUGCAAAAUUGAAUAUAAUUGUUUACUUUAAUCACAUAAAAUGUUUAUUUAAAAUAUAAUCUUUCAUUACACCUAUGUUUAUUACCUGAAACAUUUUAGAUAUCACAUUUUUACUUGAAAUGUGAUUCAUUUCAUCACCUGUUUACGUGCAACUUGAAUCAAACGUUUCAUGAAUGUUUUACCACAUUAAACAAUUAAAUGAGAGAAAACAGCCACUUCCAACUGAACACACAUUUCAACCCAAAUGCUUCCUGUUCCUCUUCAGAGUCUGCAGGCUUGCUGAGCUUCUCUCCUGGUGUUUCCUCCUCAGCCUCUC